Hydra vulgaris (swiftwater hydra) is the source of this 1380-nucleotide messenger RNA. The record is from RefSeq and is a predicted model, not a curated record. NCBI's taxonomy places the organism in Eukaryota, Metazoa, Cnidaria, Hydrozoa, Anthoathecata, Hydridae.
UUACUGCUACAUACCCAUGCAGAAUAUGCAAAAUAAUGCGCAAAAACUUUGACUGUACUUUUGUUGAAUCGGUUGAGUUACUUAGAACUAAAGAAUGUUACGAUUAUGACGUUUCUUUAAAUAAUUGUUCUCUUAAUGGCAUAAAGGAAGAAUGUUGUUUUAACAAAAUUCCAUCAUUUCAUGUCAAUGAUAACAUUUAUUGCGAUAUUAUGCAUGAUUUAUUAGAAGGCACAGAUGGUAUGAUUGUGUUAAGUGCUACUAAUCUAACAUUUAGUCUACGUAACAAGUUGGCUGGUAUAGUAGUAAACCACGUUAUUCAAAAAAGAGGUCUGCAAAAUCGUCCAACUAAUGCAGAUAUAUUUGAAUCAGCAAAUGCCAUUGUUGCACAUUUUCCUUCAGAAAAGCUUGAAACAUGGUAUACUGCACCUACAUUUAAAAAAAGUAUAGCUAGUGGAAAGCUGACAGAAAAGCUUCGCAACACUUGGCAAAAUAUUAAAUCGGUUGGGAUUUUAAAAAGUUCAAAUGAUCAACAAUUAGUUGAAGAACACGAUAGCAGUGAUGAAGAAGCAGUACAAGAUGACCUUAAUUGGCUAAAGUUUAACAGUCAACCAUGGACUGAAGUGUGCCAUAAAUGACUUCUAAAAUUAGGUUGAAAAGUUUUCAAUCUGGUAGCAAAGAUAUUCCAAACUUUAAGCUUCUUUUGGAUUUAAAAGCAGAUGCAUUGGUAAAUAUCGAUUUUACGCAAUUGAGCAUACAAAAGAAUUAUGUAGACUGUAACAACUUUAUGUUUCAGAAAAUUCCAUUACUUGCAAAACAGUUAUUAGGCUUAGUUGCCAAAAAACAUUUAAUAAAAAUUGAGGUAGAAGAUGAGACAGCUGCUCUUUUGGCUAUUGUGCGGUUGACAUGCUGUAAACGUUCAAUACGUUUAUCUAAAGACGCAAAAAGAAAGUCUUGGACUCCAAGUGUUAAAGAAUGUGGCGAAUCAUUUCUUUUUCUAGCCAAUUCAGUUGAAGAUGCUGAGCAUUCAAUAGAAAACAUAAGAAUUCUUUAUAAUGAUCUGAAGCUCACACUUCAAUCUUUAGUUUAUUCUGUACCACCAAACAUUGCUGUUGCUGUGUACAACAACCAUAAAUGGUCAUUUCAAACGCCUUUGAAAGCCAUGGAUUUUUCUUUUAAACUGAUUCAGGUCUUGAAUAAGGAAUACAAUAUUGCGAGUUUUCCAGCUUGGAUGUUUUUACAGAAAUACAUAUAUUGUUUCAAUUGCACCGAUUUUGAUGUUUCGUGCCCGAAAGCAAGUGAAUUAGCAUCUGAGUUAAAUCUAUAAACUUCUUUCGAUACAUUUCAAUUUUAAUUUAGAUAAAAUAAAGCAUUUAUUUAAAA